GUAGUGGCGUUUGCUACGUCGUAGCGGUUGCUACGAGUUUGAGCGCGCUUCAGUGAACACGUGUAUUAACAGAUUUAUUAAUAUCGUAAUAAAUACAAAGGAAAAUUAAUUUUGUUGUGAAGUGUAUAUAUAUAUAUAUUAAUAGUGUAAAAGGAUUUUACUUUUAAUUAACUUUGUUAUUUUAGAACAUUGUGUCACUUCACUUGAGGCUUAUUGUUAAUUCUAUUGUUUGUGAAAUAAAGUGUAUUUGAAUAAUGUUUAGAGUAGAUAUAAAUAAAAAAAUAAUGUUCACUCCUCUAUGGUUCGUGAGCAUAAUAGCUCUCUUGAUAGUGGAUGUGAGGACUGGUUCUUUACAACAAAAAGGCGAGAAGGCCCAACGGUGCUACUUCUGCCCUUAUACUAACAACACAUGUGACCAUUUCUGGCACCUGCAGAUUGAAAACUGCUCAGGAAAUACUCCGUACUGUGCCACUGUCGCCUUUUCACCAAAUUUUACAUCGUUCCUUCAAUGUGCUGCUCCAGCGGAGGUGCCGUGUACGUUAACGUAUUCGGCGGAAAAAUAUGAACUGAAAUGCAUCUGUGCUGGACACCUGUGCAAUGCACCGUUUUCGUUAAAGUUAUUAAAUGAUUUACAUAAUUUCUCGACUUCAAAUGUACCCAAGAACACUACUGCUGAUUUUACAGAUAGUUUCUUUAAAAGAUAUUCGACCACUAAUAUUACUGAUAAGAAUAUUUAUAAACUAAUAACAAUUGAACUGACUCAAAUAACCGAAGUAACGGAACAUUCUUCCCAAAAUGUGUCGCAGAUAACGACUGUUAGUACUGUGACGACCAUGCACACUGUUACGCAUUCAAACGAAAUAGACAUUCCUCGGGCUGAAGCUCGGAAGCAGGAAGCUGCAGCGCCUUCCGAUGACGACGAAGACGAGAGCGAAGGCAGUGGAUCCUACGAUGAAACGAAGUCUCAAAGACAUCCACCGUCGGCACCCGCAGCACCUAGUUCCUUCUUGCCAGCCAACGAAAAUAGAUCAUCUGCUCUUUACACCAAGCUUUUUCUAACGACAUCAAUCUUUGUUUUCUUUAUAGUGUAGAUAGAUUUUAGGUAUAUAUAAAAAUAGUGUAUAGAGUAUUUACUACUAUUACUACUAUAAGCGGAGACAGCUAAAUCGAAGAAUGUUUUGUUGCGAGGAUUAAAACAAAUCCGAAAUUUUCUAAAUUUUUCAUAUUCAUCAUUAGGCCAUUUAGAUACGUGUAUAAUUAUAAUUUGCUUCAUGCUUCGGCGGAUUACAUAAAGUUGUCACACGGCAAGCCACGUCAGUGAUCUUUUUGUACAAAGAAGGCAGCCUAGAACCUCUUGACAUUGAAACCUUUACACACAAGUAGUAAUAGUAGAGUAUUUCAAAUUAUGUAUUAAGUACAAUAACUUAAAAUAAUAAUUUAUAAUUUAAUUAAAAGACCCAGAGAAUUUAAUUCGAUAAAAUUGGUAGUGUUUACCUUUUGGGAACAAAUAUAUAGGUACAUUUUGUAAUUCCUUCUUAGAUACAUUACACAAGGUUUUAAGCCUAUGUAAAAAAAUACUUCUGAGUCUAUAAUUGGAACGAUAUAGUGUUUCUUUAAUUACGAAUAAUAUAGAACUUAAACAGCUAGGUAAUAAAUUCAGAGAAACGUACUUAGAAAAAGUGCAUGUAUAAACUUAAGUAUCAAAUCUCCAAAUAAAUAAAAGUGGAUGGUUUAUUUGUGACUAAGAUAUACUUUAUUUAUGAAGUAUAUAGAAAUUCACCGGUAUGACCGAAUUAUUAAAUUAACAGGAAUUUGUGAACUAAUUAUUACGAAUUGUGAUACUGUAAUUACGUGCCAAAAUGUCGUUUUAAAUAACGACGUGUACCAUAUACAAAUAUUUGAUUGAAUAAUUUAGUAUUCCAAAAGUAUAAAAAACCAAUUUACAUGCAAUAAUUACCAGCAUUUAUUUAUUGAUAACUAGAUGAGCAAAACAUGUAUAAUUUUUUUUUUGUUAAAAUUAGUUUUAUUAUUUUUUAUUAUUUUAAUAAACUAAACAAUAUUCAUAUGUGCAGUUUUUUUUUAAAUUAUUAUAAAAAUAUGAGUAGUAUUAUACCUAUUCUUAUUCACCCUAUGUAAUGAAAUAAUUAUGUAAAUGACAUCGAAUAUUAAUUAUAAAGUUAUAUAAAUAGUAAUAUUUUAAUAAAAACAUAAAUUAAUUGUUUUCUCAAUGAAACUGCCAAACGUAAAUACGAGUAGUAUUUUCUUCAUUAAAUUGCUAUACAGAUUUAAAUACCAUAGAUAUAUAUUAUUAUAAAGAAUUCACACAUUUCGCUAAGAGCAAUCACUAAAUAAAAUUUUCCUAAAUGAAUACGAAAAAAUACGCAAAUGAAUUGAUUUUCUUGAAAUACAUUAUAGAUAGCACAUAUACGUAUUAUGCAUAAAUUCAUCUUAUUAAAGAAAUACCUUCAUAUCGCACCACGUAAUGUCUUCAUAACGAUCUUUUAGAUAUAGUGUCAAUUAUGUAAUUUCAACGUUAUCAGUAUGAUUAAGUUGUUUAAGGAAAGUUGUUGUGAUUUAUGAAAUAAAGUACUGUGACAUUUCA
Molecule: messenger RNA, 2602 nt
Organism: Galleria mellonella (greater wax moth)
Lineage: Eukaryota; Metazoa; Arthropoda; Insecta; Lepidoptera; Pyralidae
Exons: 4
Coding region: 255-1091 (278 amino acids)
Source: RefSeq, a predicted model, not a curated record